Messenger RNA from Pimephales promelas (fathead minnow), 1419 nucleotides. It is a transcript of the gene cfl2, whose product is annotated as cofilin 2 (muscle). Gene Ontology annotation, biological process: actin filament depolymerization. The record is from RefSeq and is a predicted model, not a curated record. Gene Ontology annotation, cellular component: actin cytoskeleton. NCBI's taxonomy places the organism in Eukaryota, Metazoa, Chordata, Actinopteri, Cypriniformes, Leuciscidae. Gene Ontology annotation, molecular function: actin binding.
UCUCUCUCUCUCUCUCUCUCUCUCUCACACACACACACACUCACUCACACUGACACUGUCUCGGCUGUUCACAUUCACAGAUAGAAGUACUAAGAAAAUAAUCGUUCAUUGAUUCAUCGCGUCGGACAGCAUGGCCUCCGGUGUCACAGUCAAUGAUGAAGUGCUCAAAGUCUUCAAUGACAUGAAAGUGCGGAAGUCCUCGGGCUCAGACGAGGUGAAAAAGCGCAAAAAGGCAGUGCUGUUCUGCCUCAGCGACGACAAGAAGAAGAUCAUCGUAGAGGAGGGCAAGCAGAUCUUAGUGGGAGACAUUGGAGAAUCUGUCGACGACCCCUACGCCUGCUUCGUCAAGCUCCUGCCUCUUAAUGACUGCAGAUACGGCUUAUAUGAUGCCACUUACGAAACCAAAGAAUCUAAGAAAGAAGACUUGGUAUUUAUAUUUUGGGCCCCUGAAGGUGCGCCGUUAAAAAGCAAGAUGAUAUAUGCUAGCUCAAAAGAUGCCAUUAAGAAGAAGUUUACAGGUAUCAAACACGAAUGGCAGGUUAACGGUUUAGACGACAUUCAGGACCGCUCCACCCUGGCGGAGAAGUUGGGAGGAAGUGUGGUCGUAUCGCUGGAGGGGAGACCGUUGUAAACGCAUCCGCCAUGUGCCAUCUGGAUUCCACACGCUUUCAUCUUCGCAGCUGUCUCUAUCAUUUGAUCCUGAAGGAAUAGUCCUAGUUUGUCUUUAUUCCCUUUUCUUUUCUUUUUUUCACAUUAAGGAGAUCUCAUUAACAUAUGCAAAAAAAAAAAAAAACUCUACCAGCUGAAUGCCAGCUUAAUUUUGCAGUUCAUAUUAGUUUUUGUAUGUCCCCAAAGAGCGUUCUGUCUCCCUCUGCGUGUUUUGCCAAACGACAGUAGAAAGCUCGGAUGUUCACAUAUAUUAAACUCAGUUGAUAUCUUUAUCAUGUAUCUUCAGAGAUAUUCUAUUAUGCUGUCAGAGAACUAUAUGAGAAUGCUGUACGUUAAUGCCUCACAGCAAUGACGAGCACUUUACAAGCCUGAAGCUAUUUAUCUACCUAAUCUGGUCAAGUUUAUGCAGAUAAACAAAGCACUUUUUGUUUUACACUACCAGUUGAAGGAGGACUUUCCGUCUGGAAUUUCUGUCUGUCAACCCGGAGUUGAAGUUACCGCAGUUUUCGUUCCUGUUACGCAAAUGGACAUAAACAGAUGGGGUUUGAACUGUUGAUUCAAAUGCACCACAGAACACGAAGGCUGAGAUGCUUGGAAUGUUUUUUUUUUAACACUACAUGAAAAUACAAAACUAUCUGUAAUGUAUGAUGCAGCCUGAAGUGAAACAUUGUUUUUGAGAUCGGGGAAGGUGCCACUUUGAAAUAAAAUAUUGUGGCGGAAUUCUUGGAUGGAUUUCUUGGCUCAAUUAAA